Messenger RNA from Saccoglossus kowalevskii, 1809 nucleotides. RefSeq names its product dynactin subunit 4-like. The record is from RefSeq and is a predicted model, not a curated record. Gene Ontology annotation, cellular component: dynactin complex. Lineage: Eukaryota; Metazoa; Hemichordata; Enteropneusta; Harrimaniidae.
AUGGCGGUUUUGAUGGAAGCGGAGAAGGUACAAAUAUUUUGCCCGGAUAGUGGUAUUCGUCUGCCUAUAUCACGUCUCUAUUUUUGUCGUCAUUGUCUGAAACUUAAAUCUGGACAAUGUGUUUGUCAUGAGGUGGACUCCCAUUACUGCCCAAAUUGCUUGGAAAAUAUGCCUGCAGCUGAGGCUAAGCUGAAAAAGAACAGGUGUGGUAACUGUUUCGACUGCCCAAGCUGUAGACAUACUCUAUCCACCAGAGCUACAAGUAUUGCGAUUCCAAAUCCAAAUGAUCCAGCAAGGCCAACAACCAAAAAAGCCUAUUAUUUGGCUUGUGGUUUUUGUCGAUGGACAUCAAGGGACAUUGGUAUGCCUGAUAAACAUGUUGUUUGCCAUUAUCAUGCUGUCUUGAUUGCUGCUAUGUUUGGACUUGUAGCUUUCAUUGGUAUUAUGAGCUGGAUUAUUCUGAUUAUUUUUUGUCCAUAUUCUCAGAUUGGUCAGUUGCUGGAUUAUUACAGACAACUGGCAUUAAAAGAGAAGCAGGAAAGAGAAAGAAAGCGCUAUACUAGACGACGAUCCUACUUUGCAUCAAGCCUACAGGAAAAAUAUCUGUCUCCUGUAAGUACAAGAAGACGCAGCAAUGUGCUCCUUAGUACUCUCUCUAAUUUAAGCUUGAAGGAAGGUGAUCUUGGCAAAAUUGCCACAGUUAAAUGUAGUGAACCUACAGAAGAAGUUGAAAAACUCCCUCCUGGUAUUUAUACAGAGGCUGUCAAUUUACCAUCUGUAUGUACAAUCUCCCAAAGACUGUCUCAACCAGAGUACCAGCCAUUCUAUACCAAACAACUGUAUCCACGACAUAAACAUCUGCUUAUCAAGAGAUCUCAGAGAUGCCGUGAAUGUGAACACAAUCUUAGCAAGCCAGAAUUUAAUCCAUCGUCGAUUAAAUUCAAGAUACAGUUAGUGGCUCUUCAUCAUAUUCCAGAAAUGCGAAUAUUUUCUGUUCCCAAUCUGCACUACCAGCAAGAGAGCCAAGUCACUGUUAUGUUAGUGAAUCCUGUAGAGAAUAUCACCAAUGUCACUCUAGAGGCUCUAGAACCUGAUGAAAACCAAGCCACUGCCACAGUCAUUGUACCAGAAUGUCAUUUGAUCCUUGCAGCUAAGGAUGAUACAGCGGAUUAUGAUGACAAUGCUGAGAUGCAAGAUUUCAAAGAUGAUCCAAGUGUUAUAAACUUCCGCAGUGCCAAUAAACUUGGUUUCUUUGUGAAGAUAACCCCACAGAAAGCAGUUGGAGAUGUUAUUAUUGCUAUCAGAGUCAAGUACGAUUAUCGCAAUAUAGCCGCUCAUUUUGGUAGAACUGAUGAAAGCAAAGAAAGUGAAAAGGAGCCACCUAUUGUCUGGCUAGAAUAUGAUUGUAAUUUAAAUGUUGGAAAACUUGUAUAGAGUCGCUCUGUUCCCGGAGUCUAAGCAAAACUACUUGAUGAGCUACCUGACUGUCAUUUAAAUUAAAGAGCAGCUUGUCAGGUUUUUCUUUAAUGUAUCAAAUUCUGCCUUGUAUACAUUUCAAAUGUGGUUCUGAUCAUAACUAUGGAAAGUUUUCUCCUAUUCCUCAAUUCCGUUAAUAUUUCUUUGAUGUAUCCGAGUACAUACAGUAAUUGUGCUGAUGUAUUUAUCAAGUACGGUACAUGUCGCUUCAUGUACAAAUAAUCUUUUAGUCUAUAAACUAUGAUGAAAACUCACUUUUGGUAUAAGUGCUUCAGUCCAUUAUGUAAGUUAUAUUUAUUUGCGAUAAGAUUAAAUUCAAUAUCACUCUACACU